AUGCCUGUGCUCACCCGAGCAGAACCUGGUGAGAAGCAGCAGUGGCGGUGGGAUUCGUUGACCAGGAACGUCACUUGCCAUUCGUGCAAACAACGGCACAGCGACAUAUGGGAUCUUCUGAAACACUGCUAUACCGCCCAUGGGCUGCGAAUCUGCCAGGAGGAUCUGCCGGAUGAGGGCGACGUCUCAUGCACGUCAAACAGUUCACCAGUUACAUCAGCUGAGUCGACGAUCAUGCUCUCAUCUGUAUACAGAGAUGAUAAAAAUGGUACUCUAGCAAAGGGACUGCAACCGUCAGCAAAGAGCGCCUUCUCGCUGAACGCAUUCUGCUCGGAGCGAUUGAAGGAGAUUGCCGAAAAAGCUGGUGAACAAGAGAACAAACCCAACGGCUCGCUGGAGAAGAACCUCAAAGGGUUACUACCACCCGAUGAGACGGACGACGAGCAUGUGGCGAGUGCCUUCACAGCGACCACCGGCACUGGCCUUGCUCCACCACGGAAUAGUCUUGUGAGUUUGGAUGCCAUCAAUCUGAUGAUCAUUCAGUACUCAUCAGCCGUUCAGGGGAAAAGCCUUGAUCAGAACGUACCCCUGAAAAAAAUGGGUCUGUGGAAACUGUAA
This is a messenger RNA of Cooperia oncophora, 618 nucleotides long. Lineage: Eukaryota; Metazoa; Nematoda; Chromadorea; Rhabditida; Trichostrongylidae. The record is from the annotation of a GenBank genome assembly.